Molecule: messenger RNA, 789 nt
Organism: Daphnia carinata
Lineage: Eukaryota; Metazoa; Arthropoda; Branchiopoda; Diplostraca; Daphniidae
Product: speckle-type POZ protein-like B
Exons: 1
Coding region: 142-789 (215 amino acids)
Molecular function (GO): protein binding
Source: RefSeq, a predicted model, not a curated record
GAGACGGAAAUAUUUUACGACCCCGCUGUAUCCACAUUUCAGUGUUCCUGGGAAUUUGGAAUUAAUUCAGCAGCUCUUUUACCAAACGUUGUUAUUGAACAUCAAUACAACAGACUGUUUUCCCCGCAUCUCACCGGUAAAAUGUUAUACAGCAACAGCAUAGAAAAGCCUUGGAUUCAUCUCAUUUGCAUGGAUUAUGGAAGCCUUGGCUUCGAGGUAACCGAAGUACUUUAUUCGACCGAUUUCAGGAAAUGGAUAAAAAUGAAACCAAAGAAAGAGGACAAGGUGAAACUGUUCCUCUUUAUGGCCCAAACUGUUGACUCGUUCUACGAAAGACAGAGUAUCAGUUUCUGCAUCAAAAUGAGAAACACUGUCGAACAUUAUCAUUACGAAAUUAUGGAUACGUUGUGGAUCACAGAACUUUGGCAGGCGGCCGUCGAUCGACACUUCACUGAUGUUGACAUAUUCAUCGGGAACGACAAGGUAAUGGAAGCCCACAAGGUUGUACUGGCAACAAGAAGUCCAGUACUGAAUGCCCUGCUGUGUAAAACAAGUGGAACCGAAAAACCGAAUGUCACGUUCGAUUCGUCUACGGAUCCAGAUGUUUUGGAACAAUUUUUGCGAUUCAUUUACACUGGUUGUUUAGGAAUAUCCGCCGCCAAUAGACAACUAGUACAACUUUCCGAAAUGUAUCAAGUGGAAACAUUAAGGAAAAUUGGUGAGCUUGCGGUUAGGCAAUCUCCUUCCGACGUUGAUCAUGUAACAGAUUUUUUGGUAGCUAACUUUUAA